GUUUACCUUGUACGCCGUUUUGCCGGUCACGUGCCCACUUAACGUCGAUUAUUUGCAAACGAAUUGGCCCUUAUCGGGGUAGUGAUUACAUGUGCUCGAAGUUAUCGAGUGAUUACACUGACGGACGACGACAGAAAAUAGCAGAAGAAGGACCCCAUCGUGUCAUAUCAGAAUCUGAAAGCGUUCACAGACACAGCAGUCUGUAUAUCCGUCACUCUAAGAAUUAUGUCGAAAGUGUUUCCGUGGAGAUCUACAGUGUAAUGACCCGCCUGGGGUACGGCGAGGAGAUCAGACGUUGGUGGAUCGAGAAAUACAGGGAGUUUGAUAGGCUGAGGAAUGCACGACACAAAGAUGUAACUAGAAUAACAGCUGACAGCAAGGCUGAGGGGCUUACCUACCGGUUAGAAAGUGACUGGGUCUAGUUAUACGUGCUGAAUAAUGUGAUCUGUGUCGAAACUGGAAUCACUUUUCUAAUCGUACCAGACGACAUGGAUGUGUUGAGGAUGGAUACACGAGUAUAUCCAGGGCACUGCAUACUGUUACAAGCGAGACCAGCGCAUACACGUUGGAAUGUAAUUCACUAUUCUCAGUGUGAUAAUGGAUAAGGGGGCGUUAUAUUAAGUAGUAGUUUAUUUUAAGAUGAAUGUUCUGCACGUUUUACUACACAUUCAUCAGGAUUGGUGCAACAAGAACGCUCUGUGCCGGCAAUAUCGGAUACAAUUGGUGGAGUACUUCAUACGGACAGAGUAGCCUCACUACAUUGUCACUGCCCGAGCAUCCUACAGAGAUGGCCUGCCAGACCCCGACAUUGGCCAUUACCAACCAUAGUUCAGAAAGUCGUAUCAUAAGGAGCCUAUCUAACACCGGUAGGAUUUAAGGGAAGUGAAUCCAAGCACAUGGAAUGGCGGAUUUGCUUUACCACCGGUGAAACAGAACUAGUGAACAACCUUAAUGAAACACAAGCGGAAGUGUAUGUUUUGCUUAAAAUGAUCUUAAAAUUUUUUCUAAGGCCAUGUAAGAAAGAAAUAACAUCUUAUGUGAUGAACAAUAUUGUAUUGUGGCAAGCUGAGAGUAACCAACAGAGCAAAUUUCAUUCUCGGAGCUUGUUUUAAUGGCUUCAUGACGGACUUCAUGAGAGAACUUAGGACUGCUAUUGUCACAAAACAGCUGUCAUAUUUCAUGAUUCCGGAGAGAAAUUUUUAUGGCAGCAAAUCGUUUACAAGACAAGCAGCAAAGUAAAUGGGUAGAAGAUAUCACGGAUAUGAUGGCGGAAGGUCCCAGGGUAAUACUGAGAUUGCCAAAGAUACGACAGGCCGUUAUCGAAUCCCCAGAGUCGAUGUUGUGGUUCAGCAAAGUAAAGACGGAGCUGGAGAUGCUCUGGCUUGAGAUGGGGAAAAUAUUGAAUUGUGAAGAUGAUAACGGAGUGGUCGAUGAGUCUGAUGCUAUCCUGCAGGAGAUAUUUAGAGUUUAGGGAGAGAUACUGAUGGAGGUGAGACAACAGAUGCUCGUAGAAGGCUGUGCUGUUGAUGAUCUGAUGGACAUUAACAAUAGACUUUUAAUGUAAACAUGCAUUAAAGUGCAAGAAAAGAAUGGGACUGAAAGAGUUUAUCAGAGAAAUUUGACAAGAUAUCAUCCUGCAGGAGAAAAUGACACGCAUAACGAGGUAGUGAAAGAUGUCCUUCAACGGAUGUUAAAGACAGGCAGUGUUGUUAUUUAUAUAUAUGGCUGAUUGUCUGAUUGUCAUAAGUAACAUAAACCCUUAAAUCGUUCAUGUUAAAAUUGAUUGUACGUAUUUAUGUUGUAUCAAGGCACUUUAUUUUCUGCAGAUAAAUGAAAUUAAACAAUAAGUUGCCUACAUAUACCACUUUCUUAUUUAAAAUGAUCUUAUGGAAAGCAAAUGAUAAUAAAUGUUCAAAGUUUAAUGUUUGUAUUUUAUCUAAAUAUUGAUGUAAAUAUAUAAUACAUUUUAAAUUCAAUUCCUUCUUUAAAAUGAUGAUUUGAUGUGUGUUUACACUGAAAAUAUAAUAAAUGUGUAGGUCUAAGUUACUGGUAUAUAUGACACAAACAUUUUCAAAUUAUUAUUGAAGACUCAGAUUAAUAUCUUCGUUGCUUUGCCUUUUAACGUAAGGCAAGAAAAAACAUCAAGCAAUAAUACACGAAUAUAAUCAUAAAACUGUCAAUUCCUUUUGGACAAAUGUGAUGAUUAGAAUUUAGACGAAUGUCCAUUGACCCUUAAUCAACAUCAAUGUUUAUGUUCAAUGUAUUAAAACUUAAACUUUCAUAAAAUCUAACCUUUUUGUCCUAGAGCGAUAUGAGUUUCAAUUGUGUUUGUUAUGAUUUAACUAAUUAAAUAUUGUUGUUUCUAUGCAUUAAGUGUUUAUUUGUACAAACUGUUGUAAGCGCACAUUUCUUCUAUUUUAUAAGCAAACCAGUUGAUGCUGAUUGCCAAUCCUUUAUCGUUUUACUUUUAAUUAUUUAAUUCAAAUGCAAUACGGCGAAUGUAUUUUGCUUACAAAAUUAUCGUGUCUUUAUUUGCUCUGAUUGAUUAGCAGGUUGCUGUUAGUAUUCAGUCUAUGUACGGUUUAUAUUGUCAGAUAUGAGGAAGGGAAUGUAUGUAAAUGUUAUUUGUGUACUUGUAAUUUUGCGGAUCAGUUUUUGGUUUGCAUUGAGCAUUCGAGAAUACGGACCCUUUUAGAAAACACAAUUUAGUUACUAUUGCCUUACGCUUGGAUCUUUCCAAAUCAUAUGCCGUAAAACAUUUAACGAAACAGUACCGUUUGUUAUAUCUGGAAUAAGAACACAACUUAUAAUUAAUAUAAACCUUAAUAUGGACGCGCAACAUUA
Dreissena polymorpha is the source of this 2844-nucleotide messenger RNA. RefSeq lists its product as uncharacterized. Bases 90 to 422 code for a protein of 110 amino acids. Lineage: Eukaryota; Metazoa; Mollusca; Bivalvia; Myida; Dreissenidae. The transcript is spliced from 3 exons. The record is from RefSeq and is a predicted model, not a curated record.